Molecule: messenger RNA, 1616 nt
Organism: Siniperca chuatsi (mandarin fish)
Lineage: Eukaryota; Metazoa; Chordata; Actinopteri; Centrarchiformes; Sinipercidae
Product: diablo homolog, mitochondrial-like
Exons: 6
Coding region: 493-1173 (226 amino acids)
Biological process (GO): neuron apoptotic process; intrinsic apoptotic signaling pathway in response to oxidative stress
Cellular component (GO): mitochondrion
Source: RefSeq, a predicted model, not a curated record
CGUUGUACUAAAUUAAUGGUCUCUUAAAAUGAAAUUUGUCCGUCGACGUUUAAUGUAGGAAAAUAAGAAUAUUUUACGUCAUAACAGUUCUAGCAACAACCGGAAGUUAUCGGAUCACACGUUAAACUUGUUUAUGGAAUGACGCCUACAUGGAAAAGUGGCUGAUGGUAUGCACUGGUGGUUCAGCGGCAGGCCGGCCUGUCCCUAGAGUGGUAUGCCGCAGCUGGUGCCGUUUGAAAGUGUUAGGCCACUGUAACACCAAUUCAAAAGACGUUCUGUCGUAAAUGUCGUUUAUUGACAAUGUGUGUAUAUUACACAUACACACAUAUGCCGCUGGAUCAGGAGUGGUAUGCCGGGAGAAAACGGCUUAUGCCGCUUAACCACUAGUGGCAUACCAUCAGCCACUUUUCGACCUCGGCGCUACUGUGUGUUUCGCUUCCUUAAAUUAGCACUGACGUGUUUUCGGCUCUCUUUGUACUGCGUCAUACAGAAAUGACUCGGAGUUCUGCUCGCGUCCUGCUCAGCAGUAGAAACCCUGCAGUCCAUAAACCGUGGAAAUGGACAAAUAUUCUGUACACAAGUGUAGCGUCUUUAACCGUCGGCGGUGGGCUGUGUGCUAUACCUUUCAAACAGGUUGAAAACCUCUCUCACGACUCUCUGAUCAGACGAGCAGCCUCUCUGGUAACAGACAGUUCAAGCACUUUUCUCUCUCAGACCACCUUGGCUCUCAUAGAUGCCAUCACAGAGUACUCAAAAGCUGUGCACACACUAAUUGCACUCCAAAGACGAUAUUUGGAAUCACUUGGAAAACUGACUCAAGCAGAAGAGAAUACAAUCUGGCAGGUGAUCAUAAGCCAGCGUGCAGAGGUUAGUGACAGACAAGAUGAAUGCAAACGUUUUGAGUCAACCUGGGUCAACGCAGUCAAGCUGUGUGAAAGGGCAGCAGAGGCAGCAUACACCUCAGGAGCUGAACAUGCGUCCAUCACAGUGAGGAUGAACAUUCAGGUGGCCCAGUCGCAGGUGGAGGAGGCACAGAAACAGUCAGUGGAUGCAGAUAAGAAGUUGGCCGAGAUUAAAGCAAUGGAGGUUGAAAGGGUGGCACAAUAUGCUGCCUCCUUACAGAAUAAUAAUGAUGAGGAAGAGGUGCCUGAUGCUUAUCUAAGAGAAGACUAAGACAAAUAACCAGAGGUGUCAGAAAAUAGAAAAAGGGUUAAAAAAAGCAUUAAAAAAAGGUUUAUUUGCUUUUUAAAGUAACUAAUAACUUUUUAUCCAUCCUAUUAUGUCUUCUUUCUUUUUGAACAUGUUUGGCUCUGUGAUUUCUCACGUCUCAUUUGUUGUAGAUUGUGCUCAAAUCUAUGUGCUUACAUCUGCACAUAAACUGCAAUGCUGAAAAAGUGAAUCACAAAAAAUGAGGACAACGUCUCCAUAAUUCAGCACCUCCUUUUGAAUGUUUGGUCAUUUAAGACAAUUUAUUUGAAUAAUGAUUAUCAACUGCUUCUGCAGCAUAUUGUUUUCUCUCCUCCGUUUAUUGUAUUGUGAUUGGACAAGCAUCAGAUUUUGGCGUUACAUUUUGUCAAAAUUCAUUGUAAUAAAGACAACACGGUAUAAAAACAUAA